AUGGCUCCCUUGCCAUUGGGUCUGGGGGUUGCAGUGGCCAAAACCCUUGCCAUUGCUAUAUGGGCUGUCAUCAUUGCUCCAUUCCGUGGUCAAAAAGGAGGCGCUACAGCCUACAAGCAUAUUGUACUGACUUUUACGCGCGCCCUCUUUGAAAAUGCAUCUAUGGAGCAGCUUCAACUUAUUCUUCCCCCCACUUUAGCUCAAAAAAGUUACGAAGCCCACAUGAAACAGCAAAAUGCCCCUCCUAACGUACUCGUUCUCCCCGAAGGUACAACGGCUUUCUGGCUAGGAAACCCUGUUGCCGAAAAGUUGAUCAUCUACUUCCCUGGUGGCGGCUACUGCGUCCCCGCCCUCCCGGGCCACUUCAGUUAUCUCGAGGCUCUCUCUGCCGACAUAAAACAACAUGGGGGAAGUAUUGGCGUGUUAUUAGUUGCAUAUGAACUUGUCCCUCACGCCCGAUGGCCUCGUCCGUUGCAACAGGCCGUUGCCAUUCUACGGUACGCCAUCCAGACACUGGGAAAACGACCGUCAGACAUUGUUCUUCACGGUGACUCGGCGGGCGCUCAUCUUGCACUUGCGCUCCUAUCACAUCUUGCUCAUCCACAUCCCCAAGAGAUCGUGCCAAAAAUUUCAGUGGAUGAACCACUGGGAGGAAUGAUGUUGUUGUCCCCUUGGGUUGACUUCAGAACUGAUCAUGCGAGCUCCAGCGAAAAUUCAGAUCGAGAUGUUAUUUCGGCUAAGACUUUGAAUAGUUGGGCACAAAUAUUUCUGGGGCAGAUAGUGGAAGAUGAGUACAACUGCCCCGUCAAAGCCCCAGGGGGCUGGUGGAGAGAUCUUCCUGUUUCAAGAAUCUUUGUUGGCGCGGGAGGAGACGAAGUCCGGUUGGAUCCAAUUAGGCAGACGGCCGAGAAGAUGAAGGCCGAACUCCCCGACGUGAGCAUUAGUAUUGUGCCGCGAGAAUUCCACGUCGAGCCAAUCACGGACUUCGCUUUAAGGAUACCCCCUGGUUUGCAGUUCAAGGCGAUGGCAUCAUGGUUGAGCCAGACCUCGCGAUGA
Molecule: messenger RNA, 1056 nt
Organism: Penicillium concentricum
Lineage: Eukaryota; Fungi; Ascomycota; Eurotiomycetes; Eurotiales; Aspergillaceae
Product: Alpha/beta hydrolase fold-3
Exons: 4
Coding region: 1-1056 (351 amino acids)
Molecular function (GO): hydrolase activity
Source: RefSeq, a predicted model, not a curated record